AUGUCAAGCAUUGAGACCCGGAGCUUCCCAUUGCCUCCUGGGGCCCUUUUCCGGUCUGAGCACAUUGCCCCUUGCCUCCGCAUUGCCCUCCUGGCUUCGCCAGACUCAGAUAUCAUGGCUGAUUCAUCAGACUUGAAUCUCGACGCUCCCAGCGACCUUCAGGACCUUCCUGAUUUGUCUAUGGAGCUUAUCCCCCCACAGGAAGGGACUUACCCUGAUAGAGCCUCCUUACUUGCUGCUGUGCAGGCACACGGUAAAGCUCAUGGCUAUAACAUUGUUGUCAAAUCAUCCAGUACACCCACAGAGAAAAAGCCAGGCAGAGUCGCAAAGGUGUGGUUGCGAUGCGAUCGUGGUGGCCAGUACAGACCCAGAAAUGGGCUCACUGAAGAAACACGGAAAAGGAGGCGGACUUCACGACUCAUGGACUGCCCUUUCAUGCUCGUCGCUGCAGGACAUCCGGGAAUCUGGACGCUGACAGUUUUAAAUCCCUCACAUAACCACGGCCCGAUAGUGGAAAAGCCUCGACAGAAUCCUCAUCCUAAGGCGAAGAAGGGCCAAGUCACGGCUACUCCCUAUGACUGGCCUCAUGAUGCGACAUUCACACCAUUCACAACUGCGCUUGUGCUUAUUGAUAUGCAACGUGAUUUUUGUUCACCAGGCGGAUACAUGGCGUAUCAAGGAUACGACAUUACGCCUGCACAGCUCCUUAUUCCUAAGUUACAGCGAUUACUUGAUGCUUUCCGCUCAGCCGGCUUUCCUGUGUAUCAUACCCGUGAAGGGCACCGCUCUGACCUCUCGAGCGUCUCCAAUCGGGAAACUUUCCGCUCAAAAAUCAACCCGUCUGGCAUGGGUAUAGGCUCAGAUGGGCCUCUUGGUCGACUCCUCAUACGCGGUGAGCCGGGACAUGACAUCAUUCCAGAACUCUAUCCGACCAUGGGCGAACCCAUUAUCGAUAAACCAGGCAAGGGGGCAUUCACGUACACCGAUUUCGAACUGCUCCUGCGGAAUAAAGGGAUCAAAAACCUUGUUCUUGCAGGUGUUACUACGGAUGGCUGCGUUUCCACUACCAUGCGAGAGGCAGCCGACAGAGGCUUCGACUGUAUCUUGCUCGAAGAUGGUACGUCUGCGGCUGACCCCUCACUUCACAUGAGCACUAUUGAGUCUAUGAAGAUAGACGGUGGUAUUUUUGGAGCGACGACGAAGGUCGACGAUAUGGUACAAGCGGUUGAAAACUUCAAAGCUGUAACUGUGAAGAAGCUUGCUCCGCAAAUGUCCAAUGUUGCCCAGUGAAAGGGAACAAACGACAAAAACUUGCGGUAUAAAUUCCCUUAUCAAAAUAUUUCCCCCUCUUUGUUAAAUUUGCGCCUUGACUUUUUGCACGUAUUUGAAGUCUGGUGUUAUCAAGGCGCCUUUCUUUGCUAUACCUUGUACUCUUCUUUCUCUUUUUUCCUUGUGGAGGGAAUAGUUUGUUUUUAUUGGGUAGUUACAUUGUUUUCGGGAUAUUCAUGAAAUGUCGGCCCUUAGGACAUGUUUCCAGCCUUGCUUUUAUUCGGAUUCUUGGUACUAUAUAUACUUGUGUGUACUUGGUGUGGAAGCUAUAUCCAUUGGCUUUUUGAAAUAUCUUUUCAGUUUUCCCACGUUAUCUCUCCUUUAUUUUGUGUCUCAGGUUCUCUCUGCUCCCCUUGCAUUUACGUCUUGGGUUGUCUCACAUCCUAAGCAGUCAAGAACGAUUCAGGGUUUAUUUUGUGAUUGUUUGAGUACGUCAACUAUCCCAUGAGAGCAGUAACCGUCCACUAAAAGAAAUAGCAAAAAACGAUUUAUCUGGC
Molecule: messenger RNA, 1826 nt
Organism: Histoplasma capsulatum G186AR
Lineage: Eukaryota; Fungi; Ascomycota; Eurotiomycetes; Onygenales; Ajellomycetaceae
Product: isochorismatase hydrolase
Exons: 4
Coding region: 1-1290 (429 amino acids)
Source: RefSeq, a predicted model, not a curated record